Lactuca saligna is the source of this 801-nucleotide messenger RNA. NCBI's taxonomy places the organism in Eukaryota, Viridiplantae, Streptophyta, Magnoliopsida, Asterales, Asteraceae. The record is from the annotation of a GenBank genome assembly.
AUGGAGGGUACACGUCGAUUGAAUCCUGAUGCAUUACCGUUUUACCCUUCCAGAUCCCAUCAUUUUAAACCUUCAACUGGUGUCCCCCCUCCGGCAUCGCCAUCGCCAUCGCUGCCUCCACACCAACCACCACCGCCUCCGACCAGGAUUGGGAAAAGUUCUUUUAGAUAUUCGAAUUCACUUACUCCAGUCCCUAAGGGGCCGAGGAUUCGAGGAGGUAGAGGUACUCCUGGACGGAGAUUUGCAUCAGGACGUGUCAUUGUUGGCGAUGAUGGUCGCAGCGACGGUGGUAGACCGUUGUGGGUGAGAAAAGGGGUUUAUCGAGAAGUCACACCUUUAGAUCCUGAUGAAAAUUCCACUUCCAUCAUGAUUCGAAACAUCCCAAACAACUACACUAGGGAACUAUUAGUGAAGUUGCUGGAGGAUCAUUGCAACCAAGAAAACAAGAAGGACGAAAACGUGGUUCGAUCAGCCUUCGAUUUCGUAUAUCUUCCUGUUGAUUUCAAAUAUCGUUUAAACGCUGGAUAUGCGUUCGUAAACUUCACAACCCCGGAGGCUGCUUGGAGGUUUCAGAAGUCGAUUAAAGGAAAAGGAUGGGAUUUGUUUCAAAGCAAAAAGAUUGCCGAUGUUGCUCGUGCCAAAAUCCAGGGGAAGGAUGCACUUGUGAGGAACUUCGAAAGAAUGCAGUUACAAAGUCCGUCAUCGGAAUACCUGCCGGUGUGGUUUGAUCCUCCGAGAGACGGGAGCAUGCCGUCUUCCACAAUGAAGAUGUACGCCAUUGGAAAUGUAGAAAGUUGGUAG